Lampris incognitus (smalleye Pacific opah) is the source of this 1086-nucleotide messenger RNA. It is a transcript of the gene mrps35, whose product is annotated as mitochondrial ribosomal protein S35. Gene Ontology annotation, biological process: mitochondrial translation. NCBI's taxonomy places the organism in Eukaryota, Metazoa, Chordata, Actinopteri, Lampriformes, Lampridae. The record is from RefSeq and is a predicted model, not a curated record. Gene Ontology annotation, cellular component: mitochondrial small ribosomal subunit. The transcript has 8 exons. Bases 5 to 1006 code for a protein of 333 amino acids. Gene Ontology annotation, molecular function: structural constituent of ribosome.
AAACAUGGCGGCGCGCUCAGGCAAGGCGCUUGUGUCCUUAGGUCGACUAAAUGGCUGUGGAUUGGGUCUACACACUUCACUUAGCAGGGCCACGUACGCCACGGCCCUGACUACGACCACCACGGGGAAUAAAGUGUUUCCCGAGAGAGGCAAUAGAGGAGGAUUUGCCAGGAAACCUAGAAGACCGCCCGGCGACCCCAGGACCGAGAAGAUGGCUGUGGACCAGGACUGGUCCGCGGUUUACCCAGCAGCAGCCGCCUUCAGACCGGGCUCCGUCCCUCUGCCGGUGCGCAUGGGGUACCCGGUGAAUAGGGGGGUUCCCCCUGAGAAGAGGGGCAACCUGGAGCUAAUUAAGAUCCCAAACUUUCUACAUCUGACGCCGGCAGCCAUUAAGAAACACUGCAAGGCCCUGAAACCGUUCUGUACAGAGUGGCCCACUGCCCUGGACUCGAAUGCCAAAUGUGACGAGUUCUUCCCCAUCAAAGUAAAGACUACUGACUACGUGUCUGCUAGUAACUCCAUCAGAAACCCGGCGGCUCGCAUAGUUAAUCUUCAAGUAAAGCUGUCCAGUCUGAACUUGGAUGACCAUGCACAGAAGAAGAUUCUCAAAUUGGUUGGCGACAGAUAUUGCAAAGACACAGACACCCUCACCCUGACAACUGACAGUUGCCCUUUGAGAAAGCAGAACUAUGACUACGCCAUGUACCUCCUGACUGUCGUCUACCACGAGUCAUGGAAAACAGAGGCCUGGGAGGCGGACAUAACUAGGGCGGACAUGGACGAGUACAUUUGGGAGGACAGUCCAUCCCAGAAGAACAUCCUGGACACGCUGGUGCGCAUGAAGGCAGCGGCAGAGGGGGAAGAGGAGGCGAUGGAGGAGGAGGUGCUGGGGAGACCGGAGGUCCAGGAGUACAAGGACUCGGUCUCCAGACUGAAGAACGAAGGGGAGAACGAGAGCUCCCUGCUCCAGUACAGAGAGGCUGUCAAGAAAGUACUCCAACUGUGAUACGUCUUCAUGUACAAGUACAUAACUGUGAGGAUACUGACCAAGGGGCACCUUUAGUGGGAGUUGGAAGGGUGCGAGGG